ACUACAUGUGCACACAGGGGGGAAGACCUGGUCGCUUCCAACACGCCACCAGCGGAGGAGGCGUGGAGUGACAGCUGACAGCUUCUUCCUGCUCAGGAAGUAGGUCAAGGCAUGUUGACAAGGCGGACGCGGGACAGAGCUGGGUAGCAGCUGCUGCCUGAAGUUCAGCAGGGGUUGGUGGUUCAGAGAUUUAGCAGAGAGGUGGCAGCGCUCGAACGGCACGACCGACAUGAGCGGCGAAGAAGAAGCCAGUUUUGAUCCAAGAGAGCACCAGCACCUGCGUUAUAACCCUCUGCGGGACAGCUGGGUCCUGGUGUCGGCCCACCGCAUGAAGAGACCCUGGGCAGGUCAGGUAGAAAAACCUCCUGAGGAGCACAUUCCCAGACAUGACCCCUGCAACCCACUCUGUCCUGGGAACACACGUGCAAAUGGAGAGGUAAAUCCAGACUACGACAGCACCUUUGUUUUUGAAAAUGACUUCCCUGCUCUUCAGCCAGAUGCUCCAGACCCAGGUUCGUAUCAGCACCCGUUGUUCCAGUUUAAAGCUGCCAGGGGCGUCUGUAAGGUCAUGUGUUUCCAUCCCUGGUCUGACGUCACCGUCCCUCUCAUGAAAAAACAUGAGGUUGUCAAGGUGAUUGACAAGUGGACAGAGCUUGUUGACGAACUAGGCACUACCUACCCUUGGGUUCAGAUAUUUGAGAAUAAAGGAGCCAUGAUGGGUUGUUCAAAUCCCCAUCCUCACUGUCAGGUGUGGGCCAGCAACUUCCUGCCUAAUGAGCCAGCUCUUUCAGACCGCUGUCAGAGAGCCUACUAUCAGAAACAUGGAGAGCCGCUGCUGCUACAAUACGCCAAGCAAGAGGCUGAGAAAAAGGACCGUGUGGUGGUGGAGAGUUCUGAUUGGCUGGCGGUGGUUCCAUAUUGGGCAACAUGGCCCUACCAGACGCUGCUGUUACCAAGACGACACAUCCUCAGAAUCAGCGAUCUGACAACAGAUGAGAGGGAGGGUCUGGCUGACAUUAUGAAGCGACUGCUGACCAAAUAUGACAAUCUUUUUGAAGUCUCUUUCCCCUACUCCAUGGGCUGGCACGGAGCCCCUACUGGCCCCUAUUUAAAGGAAGACAACUCCCACUGGCAGCUGCAUGCUCACUACUACCCUCCGCUGCUGCGUUCAGCUUCAGUUAAGAAGUUUAUGGUCGGGUAUGAGAUGCUCGCCCAGGAGCAGAGAGACCUCACCCCUGAACAGGCUGCUGAGAAGCUGAGAAACCUGCCAGAAGAGCACUAUAAAACCAGAGAGAACCCUGACAAAGGAGGAAGAGAAGAUAAAGACGUUGGAGGGAAAUAGAGGUCAAAGUGAAACAACUUGUGUGACUGAUAGAAGAGUGGGAGGAAAUACACAAUUGGGAACCCAGCUUUAUUUUAAUUACAGUAUACAUUUUGGAAAUAUUUUUUGGUUUCAUUGCCUCUGUUUUAGAAGUACAGUGAAAACAAAAUUAAAUUUUUUUCAAGAGCCUCUACCAACACAGACUUAAACAUAUUCUUAUUUGCACAGUGUACGGUACACAGUAUGUAUAUUUUUAAAAUAUAUUUCUGUGUACACAAAGCACGUACUGGGCUCCUUACUGUACUUAUGAAAUGGACUUAAAACAAAAUGCGCUAUGGAUCCCCGCCUCCAUGUUUUGGGGAGAUAAUGAAAGAACAUUCUUCUUUUCUUCCCUGCUGUCACUUCUGUUGAAUUUAAACAAACUUUGCUUGUGGUUUGGCUGUGUUGCAAAGCUUUCAACCACAAAGCGUUUUCUUCCAACAACACAAUUAGUUAUUUGUGAUUCAAAUGAAUGUCUUUGUUUCUUGUAAACUUUUUUACAUGGAAAACAAUUCUUGAAUUGGUUAACUGUCAGCUUUCAGGCUCAAAAGGUUUGAGAUUAUGUAACGCUUAUUUUUGUAUAGAAAAUAAAUGAUCAAACAGACAUUCAAGGGCAUAUUAUUCUGAAUAAACAUCACUUCAUUCAUGCACUCU
Molecule: messenger RNA, 2014 nt
Organism: Xiphias gladius (swordfish)
Lineage: Eukaryota; Metazoa; Chordata; Actinopteri; Istiophoriformes; Xiphiidae
Gene: galt
Product: galactose-1-phosphate uridylyltransferase
Exons: 12
Coding region: 230-1342 (370 amino acids)
Biological process (GO): beta-D-galactose catabolic process via UDP-galactose, Leloir pathway
Cellular component (GO): cytoplasm
Molecular function (GO): zinc ion binding; UDP-glucose:hexose-1-phosphate uridylyltransferase activity
Source: RefSeq, a predicted model, not a curated record